AGCCUCGGGGUGGCCCACCCCCGGAGCGUCAGAUCAAUCUCAGUAAUAUCCGAGCAGGGGCCAUGGCCCGUCGAGCCGCUCAGGGCCAACCCGACACCAAGGACACCCCUGAUGAGCCAUGGGCCUUUCAAGCUAGAGAGUUCCUGCGGAAGAAGCUAAUCGGCAAAGAAGUGUGCUUCACUGUGGAAAUCAAGACCGCUUUGGGCAGGGAGUACGGCAUGGUCUACCUGGGGAGAGACACAACAGGUGAGAACAUCGCUGACUCCUUGGUGAACGAGGGCCUUGCCACAGUCCGCAGGGAAGGAAUCAGGGGCAACAAGUAAGAUUUUUGAAUCUCUGCUCC
Etheostoma spectabile (orangethroat darter) is the source of this 343-nucleotide messenger RNA. RefSeq names its product staphylococcal nuclease domain-containing protein 1-like. The record is from RefSeq and is a predicted model, not a curated record. The transcript is spliced from 3 exons. Lineage: Eukaryota; Metazoa; Chordata; Actinopteri; Perciformes; Percidae. Gene Ontology annotation, cellular component: cytosol; nucleus. Gene Ontology annotation, biological process: mRNA catabolic process. Gene Ontology annotation, molecular function: RNA binding; nuclease activity. The coding region runs from base 63 to 323 and encodes 86 amino acids.